GGGUGCGGCGGCGUCCCGGUAACGCCGGCAGGUAUAGCUUAGUGUUAUGGGUGAUACAAAAGAAGCUAAAAUGCAGAUAACACCAGAAACUCCAGGACGAGUCACAGUCCUGAAUCCUUUUGAAAGUCCCAGUGAUUAUUAUACUCUUCAGGAGCAGAUUGUCUCCAGUCCUUCAGUCUUUAAAUCAACAAAAUCCUCGUCUACACCAGGAAAAUUUAGAUGGUCUAUUGAUCAGCUUGCUCUAAUAAAUCCUGUGGAAAUUGACUCGGAAGAUGUUCGACGCCAGGCAAUGUGUUUGAGUCAUGCGAGAAUUGAUAAGGAGACAGAAGACAGAAGGCAAAAAGCCAUUGAGGAGUUUUUCACAAAAAGACUCAUAGUUCCUUCUCCUUGGACUGAACAUGAAGGCAAGCAAGUUUCUCAGUUUAAUUCAACUAAAUCCAUAGAUCUAAAUAGCAUUUCUCCAAUUGGAAGACAGCUAACUUUGCAGCCUGGGAAAAGCAAUGCUUCUUGUCAGACGGUACUGUCUUUGCCAGUGGAUUUUAAUUUAGAGAAAAUACUAGGUGAAUAUUUUAGACCUGAUGAAUUUGCAGAUCAGUCUCAGGAAAAUCUGAGCUCUUCAUCACUCAGAAGAAAGCUGUUUUUAGAAGAAAAUGGAAGUGUAUCUGAGUGUUUGUCCCCUUCUCUGCGUAGUCCAUGCGGUAGUCAGCCACUUGGAGUGCUUUGUUCAAUAGACAUAUCUCCAGUCCGGUGCAGAAGCCCUCUGGAAACAUCUAGUUCAGGUCAGUUUUCAUCAAGUCCUAUUCAGGGAGGAACAAGGGCUUAUAGUCUGGGAAGUAUAACCAGUCCCACGUUUCCAGAGGGGUCUCCUGCACAUAAUGGUUCUCCUACUUUUUCACCAAUUGCUUUUCACAUAAGAAAGACACCGCUGUCAGACCAAAGAAAAUUUACAUUUCGUUCUCCAGAUAUUCCUUCUUCCUCAAAUAGAAUGACACCCCCAAGUACAAGAAGUCCUUAUAUAGAUGGUUGUUCUCCAAUUAAAAAUUGUUCUCCUAUGAGGCUUGGAGCAUGUAGAGGAACUGCCCAGUAUCAGACUUCUGUCAUUAGAAUACCGAUUGCAGUUGAGAAUCAUGGUGAGGAUGAGGAAGACAAGGAAAAUGCUUCUCCAGCAGAAGCUCGGUUCCCAGAAAUGGGUAAUGGAAUAAACUUAUGUCAGCAAGACGGUGAUACUUUUGCACAUGGUACACAUCUUGUGGUAGCAACUGUGUCUAUUGCACCAGAGCACUCAGAAGCUUGUCAUCAAAGGUUGUCAUCAUUUCAGGAUAUAGAAGGCUCAAAGGAAAAUAAUACUGUAGAUAUGGCUGAUGCAGCUGAAGUGUCAGAGGAAAACACUUGGAUAAAAGAAACAAUUGGCAAUAGCAAUGCACCAAUGACCAGCUUUAUGACGGGGAUUACUUUCAGUAUUGAAAACUCUCGCAUGUGCAUGUCACCUCUUGCAGAAAGCAGCGCAAUUCCUUGUGACAACAGUAGCAUUCAGGUGGACAGUGGUUAUAAUACACAGACUUGUGGAAGCAGCAUUAUGGAUACUGCGGGGGCUGAAAACAGUUGCAGAGAAAAUGAUGUGAAUACUAACGUGUUUCAGAAUAAAUCUCAGCUGCUUAGAACAAAGGAGUGUUCCGUUUUAAACCAUAAGGACAAUCAGUUGCUGAGAGCAAAAUCUCCAGAGAAGCAAUCCUGUUUCCAAAAAGCAAAACCACAUAGUACAGUAUUUGGUCAAAAUGCGACUUGCAACAUUUCUGCCUGGAAACAUAAAAAUGAAAAUCAAGUUCAGGGAUUUCACAAAAAUGGAAUACUAGCGCUGGUACCAAGAAAGAGUCACUGGACAGAAAUGAACUGCUGGGGGUGUGAUGAGAGCAGGGCUGGAGUAACAGCAGAGGGCAAGGAUAUCCAGUCCCAGGAUACUGGAUGGAAGUUCUGCUUCCUAUUUGUUCCACAACCCACAGAAAAGCUUGUACCAAAGUGAUAGACCAUGGCCGAUGAGUAGCUAUUGGCACACUAAGCCUGAAACAGCUGGUCAGACCUAAA
Gymnogyps californianus (California condor) is the source of this 2082-nucleotide messenger RNA. It is a transcript of the gene BORA, whose product is annotated as BORA aurora kinase A activator. Gene Ontology annotation, cellular component: cytoplasm; nucleus. The coding region runs from base 47 to 2020 and encodes 657 amino acids. Gene Ontology annotation, biological process: regulation of mitotic nuclear division; regulation of mitotic spindle organization; activation of protein kinase activity. The transcript is spliced from 14 exons. Gene Ontology annotation, molecular function: protein kinase binding. The record is from RefSeq and is a predicted model, not a curated record. Lineage: Eukaryota; Metazoa; Chordata; Aves; Accipitriformes; Cathartidae.